CCACCAUGGAGUUUUAGUAUUUCCAAUCCACUCUUUGGACAAUGGGGUCAGGAUGGCAGGUAAAGUUUUUUCAAACGCUUCUGUGUGCUUGUAGUGUUUCUGUGUCCUUUCACCUCUCUGUGAAGAGAGAGUCAUGGAGGGAAAGGGUUCACCAGCGAGCUGAACAUCCCAUUGAGCACAUGGAUCAGAACCCUGCAGCACAGGCACCCCCAGAGAAGGACCCCAUGUUUGAGUGGAAUAGCCAGCUGGUGCAGUCACGUCGAGAUUUUAGGGACAAACCUUUAGUGGCAAAGACUCCCAAAAUGCCAGAGACUCUUCAGAUGGUUGAUCCUAUAGUUCGCAGAGAAGGAGUGCAAGUACCCCAGAGACCACUGAUGAUGGAUCUUCCAAAGGAUGGGUCAAGAAACCAGCCUGGUCGGUCUUCUCAAAAUCCACGACGUUCUACGACCACAGCUACCCAAAGACCACUAUCUUAUGAGGUGAAUGCUUCCCAAAGACAACUGAAUGAUCGUCUUGUUCAGAUCCCUGUAAAACAAGAACUCCAGAGACCCCUGAUGAUGAAUCUUCCAAUGGGUGUCACAUUUGGUGGGUCAAGAAACCAGCCUGGUCAGUCCUCUCAAGAUCCACGUCAUCCUGCUACCCAGAGACCACAACCUUAUGAGGUGAAUGCUUCCCAAAGACAACUGAAUGAUCGUCUUGUUCAGAUCCCUGUAAAACAAGAACUCCAGAGACCCCUGAUGAUGAAUCUUCCAAUGGGUGUCACAUUUGGUGGGUCAAGAAACCAGCCUGGUCAGUCCUCUCAAGAUCCACGUCAUCCUACUACCACAGCUACCCAGAGACCACUAUCUUAUGAGGUGAAUGCUUCCCAAAGACAACUGAAUGAUCGUCUUGUUCAGAUCCCUGUAAAACAAGAACUCCAGAGACCACUGAUGAUGGAUCUUCCAAUGGGUGUCAUGUUUGCUGGGUCAAGAAGCCAGUCUGGUCAAUCCUAUGAGGGCCCACAACAUUCCCAGAAACCACAACCAUCCGAAACAAGUGCUUCCAGAAAGCACUCCAGUCAAACUUGGCAACCUUCUCCAGCACAGAGUUCCCAAAGGCCGCAGCUAACUGCUCUGGAAACUCUUCAGAAGGACCAGAAGACCGAACUUCGGCAACCCGAGACUCCGCAGUCAGUCACUGCUGUGUGUGGAGAGGAGUUGCUCCAGCUGACUGUGAAGAUGGACUUCCUGGGCACUGGUCACCUUAUUAAUCCAGCUGACAUCACCUUGGGUGGCUGUGCUCCAACUAGGCUGGAUGAAUCUCAGCAAGAGCUAUUGUUUGAGACCGCACUGCAUGAGUGUGGAGGCACAGCUCAGAUGUUUGAGGAUGAGGUGGUGUAUACCUUCUCAUUGAAUUACACUGCUCAACCAGUUGGAGAUAGCCCUAUUGUGAAGACCAAUGACGCUACUGUCAGGAUAGACUGCUACUAUGAUCGGUUCCAUAAUGUGAGUAGUAAUGCUUUAAGACCCACAUGGACCCCUUACCAAUCCUCCCAGCUGUCUGAUGGGAGUUUGGACUUCUCUCUGAGACUUAUGACUGAUGAUUGGCAGUAUGAGAGGCUCUCCACAAAGUACUUCCUGGGGAACAUGAUUAAGAUUGAGGCCUCAGUCCGGGUGGAGAAUCAUGUGCCCUUGCGUGUUUAUGUGGAUAGCUGUGUGGCUGCAGUACAACCAGAAAUACAAUCUGGCACAAGCUAUGUACUCAUUGAGAAGCAUGGGUGUCUGUCUGACUCCAAACUCAUGGCUUCCCGCUCCCAGUUCAUGCCCAGAAAACAGGAUGAAAAGCUACAGAUGGAGAUUGAGGCUUUCAGAUUUGCAGAUGAAAGCAGUGAUUCGUUCUAUAUCAUUUGCAAUCUGCAAGCAGUUUCAGCUGCUGCAGUGAGUGGCCACAAAGCCUGCCACUAUAGCAUGGAAAAUGACAGGUGGAACAAUGCUGAUGGAAAUAAUGAGGUCUGUAGUUGCUGUAAUGCAGAGACAUGCCCCAUCAGGAUGACCAGAGCUGCUGAAGAUGUAAAGGGGCGUCUGGUGAAGCUUGGACCAAUAUCUGUUGAGGAGAAGACCAGUUAGAGGGAGUCUUUCUGAGAAGUGAAUAGUCUAUUCUACUAGUGCUCUGUAGUGGUAACAGGACUUAUUUAUAAUUAAACUUCAGGUUAAGGGACCUUGUUCUGAACAGCCAUUUUUCCACUGUGUAGUGCGAAAGAGUUAAACGUAUGUAAUCCCAGUCAGGAUAUUUAAGAUGCAUUUAGUGUCUUUGUAAUUUUCUUUUAAUAAAACUCAAUGUAUUAAUGGAA
Molecule: messenger RNA, 2329 nt
Organism: Clupea harengus (Atlantic herring)
Lineage: Eukaryota; Metazoa; Chordata; Actinopteri; Clupeiformes; Clupeidae
Biological process (GO): binding of sperm to zona pellucida; egg coat formation; positive regulation of acrosome reaction
Cellular component (GO): extracellular matrix
Molecular function (GO): acrosin binding
Source: RefSeq, a predicted model, not a curated record